GCCCUCCGUUUGGAAGCAGCUGCUACUCUGCAGACUUCAUUGUUACAUUGCUGACCUUUGUCAUCAGGAAUGCCCCUAGAGAAAACAGCCUCCUAAUUGUUUUUCUUAAGCCUCUAUGAAGUUUGUGAUAUGUCCUUUCAAGUUACUUUUGGUUACUUUCUUAAGUUUACUUUGUUUACAUUUAAUUGGAGGCCCCAUCUUUUUAGCUUUAUCAUGAAUUGUCAGUUCUGAGUUACUGGUAGGUGGUAAAAAAGAAUUGCCCUUUCCCUGUUGUCCUGUUCUGCAGGAAGCCUUUGUGGUUUAGAUUCACAGUUUCCCAUUGUUGCUAGCUGCAGUUGUCUCCUCCCUCCUGUACCCUUCCCUCCCCACAACUCAGGCUCUUCCCUUGGCCCUCCUCAUUCCUGGAUCCCUUGCCCCACAAAUGCCCUUGGGAUUGCUGGAGUUUGAACGUGCUGCUGUCUGUUGGAAAAAAUCUUCAGUCUACAAGAAGCGUCAUCAACAAGUCUAAGGAAUACAUCCUACCAUAAUCCUGGAUUCUGUUGGAGUUGAGGACUACAGCCACUUCACCACUAUUUUAUGGAGGCAAUUCAAGAAAAAUAGAAGGGCAGAAUACCUAAGGAUUUCUCUGUAUUAGUACUGUGCCAUGUUAAAUUUUGGGUAUUGUUUGGAGCAAGUUGGGGACGGCUCUGUCAUGUGGAUCUAAGAAGAUACCUGAGUUCCUUGAGCUACAUAGAUGAUGUUUGGAAGGUUGUAAACUCAAAGUAUUUCAACAUAAAUUCAUUGAAUUCUGGAUUCUCUUUUACAAGUCAGGACUUCAGCAGACAGAAACUCUCUCCCAAAAAGAUACAAAGUCUUUUCUGAGUUUUCAAGCUAAAUGUGAACAAUAAUGUCUUGGAAAAGAAACUAUUUUUCAGGGGGCCGUGGUAGUGUCCAAGGGAUGUUUGCACCUCGAAGCUCAACCUCCAUAGCCCCCAGCAAAGGCCUCAGCAAUGAGCCAGGACAAAACAGCUGCUUCCUCAACAGUGCCCUGCAGGUUUUAUGGCACUUGGACAUCUUCCGACGUAGCUUUAGGCAGCUUACAACUCACAAGUGCAUGGGCGAUUCCUGCAUCUUUUGUGCUCUCAAGGGAAUCUUUAACCAGUUUCAGUGUAGUAGUGAAAAAGUGCUUCCAUCUGACACUCUCCGCAGUGCUCUGGCAAAGACUUUCCAGGAUGAACAGCGUUUCCAGCUGGGAAUUAUGGAUGAUGCUGCAGAGUGCUUUGAAAACCUCCUGAUGAGAAUUCACUUCCACAUUGCUGAUGAAACCAAAGAGGAUAUAUGUACUGCCCAACACUGCAUCUCCCACCAGAAAUUUGCAAUGACAUUGUUUGAACAGUGUGUGUGUACUAGCUGUGGUGCCACUUCUGAUCCGCUGCCUUUCAUCCAGAUGGUGCAUUACAUCUCCACUACUUCCCUUUGCAAUCAGGCUAUUUGUAUGCUGGAAAGGCGAGAAAAACCCUCACCAAGCAUGUUUGGUGAGCUGCUGCAAAAUGCCAGCACCAUGGGAGAUCUGCGGAACUGUCCGAGCAACUGUGGUGAAAGGAUUCGGAUUCGCCGUGUGUUGAUGAAUGCUCCACAGAUUAUCACAAUCGGGCUGGUAUGGGACUCAGAUCACUCCGACUUGGCAGAGGAUGUCAUUCACAGCCUGGGUACCUGCCUUAAGCUGGGUGAUCUGUUUUUCAGAGUGACAGAUGACCGGGCCAAGCAGUCUGAAUUGUACUUAGUAGGAAUGAUCUGUUACUAUGGCAAACAUUAUUCUACAUUCUUUUUCCAAACAAAGAUCCGCAAAUGGAUGUAUUUUGAUGAUGCUCAUGUCAAGGAGAUUGGGCCUAAAUGGAAGGAUGUGGUGACCAAAUGCAUCAAGGGGCAUUAUCAGCCUUUGCUACUGCUUUAUGCAGACCCCCAGGGUACCCCAGUGUCCACCCAGGACCUGCCUCCCCAAGUUGAGUUCCAGUCAUACAGCAGGACGUGCUAUGAUAGUGAAGAUUCAGGGAGGGAGCCCUCCAUCUCAAGUGACACUCGAACAGAUUCCUCAACGGAGAGCUAUCCCUACAAACACUCCCACCAUGAGUCUGUGGUCAGUCACUUCUCUUCUGAUUCUCAGGGGACAGUCAUCUAUAAUGUGGAGAAUGAUUCCACGUCUCAGAGCAGUCGGGACACAGGACACCUGACUGAUAGUGAAUGUAAUCAGAAACUCACAUCCAAGAAAGGGUCACUGAUAGAACGCAAGAGGAGCUGUGGCCGGGUUAGGAGGAAAGGCGAUGAGCCACAGGCCUCGGGGUACCACAGUGAAGGAGAAACACUGAAAGAGAAACAGGCUCCUAGGAAUGCCUCUAAACCAUCCAGCAGCACCAAUAGACUAAGAGAUUUUAAAGAGACAGUUAGCAAUAUGAUUCACAACAGACCAUCCCUGGCUUCUCAGACCAACCUAGGAUCUCCCUGUGUGGGGAAGGGAGGAGACCAGACUGACAAAAAGCCUCCUAGGAACCUGUCUUUACACUCUCGUGACUGGGAAGUAGAGAGUACCAGCAGUGAGUCAAAAUCCAGUUCUUCUAGCAAGUAUCGUCCAACGUGGAGACCCAAACGGGAGUCUCUGAAUAUUGACAGCAUCUUUAGUAAGGACAAAAGGAAGCACUGUGGCUAUACCCAGCUUAGCCCCUUUUCUGAGGAUUCAGCUAAAGAAUUUACACCAGAUGAACUAAGCAAGCCACCGGCUUACGACAUUAAAACUGGUGGACCAAGCCCCCAAUACAAGCCCUGGGGCCCAGCACGGCCAGGCUCUCACCUUUUAGAACAGCACCCUCGCCUAAUACAGCGAAUGGAAUCUGGCUAUGAGAGCAGUGAGAGGAACAGCAGCAGCCCUGUCAGCCUGGAUGCAGCCCUGCCUGAGAGCUCUAGUGUCUGCAGGGAUCCAAGUGCUAAGAGAUCAGCUGGAUUGGCACCUUCCUGGCGUCACAUUCCAAAGUCUCACAGCAGUAGCAUACUGGAUGCAGACUCCAUAGCAUCCAGGAGUAGCUGGACAAAGAAUCAGCCCCUGUCAGGUGGGGAGAUAUCUUCCAAAAGCGAACUGGAUGAACUGCAGGAGGAAGUGGCCAGGAGGGCCCAGGAACAGGAACUUCGAAGGAAACGGGAGAAGGAAUUAGAGGCAGCUAAAGGGUUUAAUCCUCAUCCCAGCCGCUUCAUGGACUUGGAUGAACUGCAGAAUCAGGGGAGGAGUGACGGCUUUGAGAGGUCCUUGCAAGAGGCAGAUUCAGUGUUUGAAGAGUCGCUGCAUCUGGAACAGAAGGGAGACUGUGCUGCCGCUUUGGCUCUCUGUAACGAAGCUAUCUCUAAACUAAGACUUGCCCUGCAUGGUGCCAGCUCUAGCACGCACAGCAGAGCCCUAGUCGAUAAGAAGUUGCAAAUCAGUAUUCGAAAAGCACGGAGCCUGCAGGAGCGCAUGCAGCAGCAGCAAUCAUCGCCUCGGCCGCCGCAGCCCUCAGCCUGCCUCCCCUCGCAGGGGGCAGCCCUCCCUCAGCCAACAAGUGAACAGCCUAUCCCGCUCCAAGUAUUGUUAAGCCAGGAGGCUCAACUGGAACCCUGCACGAAUACAGAGUUUGGGGCCAGUUCUUUCAUCCACUCACCUGCUUCCUGCCAUGAGUCACACUCAUCACUAUUCCCAGAGUCAUCUGCCCUGUCUGCCCCCCAGCACAAUUCCCCUACUAGGUCUGCCUCAAACCUUCUGACUUCAGUUGAGGAGGACAACAUUGACCCUUCUGCACUCCACAGGCAGGCCUUACUUAAAACACCAGGGAGGACUGAGAAGAAUGCUCAUUAUGGUUGGGAACCAUUGGAUGUACCAGAGGGUAAGCUGCAAGGCUACAGGGGUGACAACAGCAGCUGUACCAGGUUCCCCCCACAAGAAGGAAGAGGCAUUGAUCAAGAACAGCUAUUCCAAGAGAAGAGGGAUCCUGCUGUCUCAUCCCAGGUGAUGCCUUGGUCACACUCAACUGGAACAGAUACCUCUGAGAGAGGAGAUGCACACAGCCUAGGCUGUAGUCCUUCAAGUUCAUCAGCUCAGCCCAGCCUUCCCCUGUACAGGGCCUGCCACCCCGUAAUGCCUGCUGCUUCCUCACCUAUGCUUCACUCUCCUGAUACUGUGCAGAAAACUAACCAAUGCUUCCAAGCCAAAAGCCUCAAAACUUUGUUGAUUUCAAAAGUGGAUGGAGGCAGUGAGGAUCCCUGUAGGCCAGAGUUUCCCAGCACAAAGGGGCUUGUCCGCUCGCUAGCAGAGCAGUUCCAGAGGAUGCAAGGUGCCUCCUCAAAGGAUGGCACAGGUUCCCAGGAUAGAAGUUUGACAAAUAGUCUAAGGAAGAACUCUUCCCCUUCUGACUCUAAGCCUCCCUUCCUACAGGGUCAAGGGAAAGGCCAUUGGCCUUGGGCAAAACAACAAUCCUCCUUGGGUGGUAGGGACAGACUACCUUCCUGGGAAGAGCCUGCUGAUUAUCCUUCUCUUGCCAUGUACUCUGGGCUGCCUAAUAGUGAAACUUCUAGGGGAAGACAGCCCAGGUUGGCAGAACCAAGCAUGAACCAAGGAAAGCCAUCUCAAGUGAGAGAUGCUAGGCCUAAGGAACUGGGCAACAGUGUUGACUUGGGGACUUCCUUACCUUUGGACUCCUGGGUGAAUGUCACAAGGCUCUGUGAUUCUCAACUUAAACAUGGGGUCCCUGGGCCAGGAAUGAAGUCCUCCCCCCACGAUUCCCAUACCUGUGUAGCCUAUCCAGAAAAAAACCACAUCCUUUUGCAUCCACAUUGGAACCAAGACACAGAGCAGGAAACCUCAGAAUUGGAGUCUCUCUACCAAGCCAGUCUUCAGGCUUCUCAAGCUGGCUGUUCUGGAUGGGGGCAGCAAGAUGUGGCCUGGCACUCAUUUAACCAAACAGGUAAGAAUGCAACCAUGGGCAGGGGGAGUGGGGGACAUAAAAAAGCUAAAAGUGAGAGGACAAGAUCAGAAGAGGGGUGGCAUUCUGUCCAGAUAACAUCCCCAGCUUAGGAGGUGGUAGCAGAU
Molecule: messenger RNA, 5086 nt
Organism: Leptonychotes weddellii (Weddell seal)
Lineage: Eukaryota; Metazoa; Chordata; Mammalia; Carnivora; Phocidae
Source: RefSeq, a predicted model, not a curated record